This is a messenger RNA of Drosophila yakuba, 1896 nucleotides long. RefSeq lists its product as uncharacterized. Bases 1123 to 1782 code for a protein of 219 amino acids. The transcript is spliced from 2 exons. NCBI's taxonomy places the organism in Eukaryota, Metazoa, Arthropoda, Insecta, Diptera, Drosophilidae. The record is from RefSeq and is a predicted model, not a curated record.
CUUUCCAGACUAUGAUAUCAACAAUGACUGGACAACUUGAAGAUCUUUCAUAUAAUGAGCUAGUCACGUGUCUAUUAAACGGGUCUAUUGCUCCGAAUCGCUAGGUUUUGUUGAUCUUUUUAUUCACGCCUACACAUCAGCCACCGGUAAUUCAAUAUAUUUAUCUUUUCUUUUUGGGCAGCUAGUUUCUUUAUAAAUCAUUCAAAUUCUUGUUGUAUUGUAGUGGCCUGUUAUUCCAUAGAAAGCGGAAGUGGCCGAGGUUAAGGUGGCUGCAAUUGGGCGGCAAAAGUUUCGCGGCAUUGUGAUUUUGUCAGAGCUAAGAAUCCACAUGGGAUUUCGGUAGCGUGUAAACAGCAUUUGCGGUCGGAAUCCAUUUCCUUCGUCUUCAUCUUUGCGGCUUGUUGCCGUGUUUGCUGUACUCCGAUUGUUGCCACCACAGUUGCCAUGGCAGUGCUGUGAUAUAAGCAAAUUUUGUUGCCAACUGCUUUGCCUGCUUGCAACUGCUAUUUGCUUUUCAUUUCCGGCCACGUCGACAAAUCACAAAACAACCCAAAAAAGGAUAUUAUCUCCGCCUGGAGCGGUCGCCCAGUCUGUUGGUGCUACUUCCCGUAUUUGUAUAAAUAAUUUGCAAAACAUUUUUCGUUUCAUCGCUCUGCUGGCUGAUUGUGUCCAGAGAUUUUCCGUGUUUUAAUGGUCUUCUAAGUGGCUCUUUCUCCAUCUCCCUGCUACUGUGACCUUUCCAUCUUGAUCUUCCAUGUUGGGGUCACUUUAUUUGGGCCAUACCCAAAUGGUUGGCCAUUGUCCACUCAGUUUUCCACUCACGUGUGCAAAUAGAAAACCAAAACUGAUUGGGCACACAUUGAAAAAUAAUGUGUUCUAGUUAGUUUUUCUAUAUUUCGACAUUCUUUACUUAACACAAUCAAUGAAAUAGGUUUUUUACAUUUUCGGUUGAGUGUAAUCCAGUUCUUGACAAAUUCAUAAUGCUAAUUGCCUGGCCAAAUGUUUGUGCCUCCGAAAUUUCCACUUGUCAUCUUGGGUUGAUGGCUCACUUAAUUCACGAGCUAUUUCAAAGCGAGUUAAGGCUGUGACGCCUACACCUGCAGCUAGUUAGUCGUUGGGAGCAUGAAGUGGACAACGGGUCUGCUCUUGGCGGUGGGGCUACUCACCCUGCCAUCGCCGGGAUUAGCCUCUCGAAAUCUGACGGAAUUCAUGGGACAUCGACAGAAACGCUGGCUGAUCUACCAGAAUAGCGGGUCCAUGAAGUUCAGUAUUGGUCCAUCAAUGCCAAUUCCCCUGGGGGAUAAGGUGUCCUUUCGUUCCUGUGUGCUCUCCUUUACGCUCCAAGGCGGAUCCUAUUCUCUGCCCACCUCACCAAUCUGGCCGUGGGACAAGUGGGAAGGCACCUUUGCCCGAUCCUUAACGCAAAUGCGCAAGAAUAUUGAGCGCCAUGUGGCUAAUGGAGGAGUGCGAUAUGCGGAUGAUGCCAGGCUGCUGGUUUACACUGCUCUGGAGGAGUACAUUGGCAGGAGUAACAAUGACCAUUCCGUGGGCAGACAAUGCCUGCUGCGCUCCAUCUGCGAGAAUGCUCAGAUUCAUCAUCACAUCGGCGUGUUCUCGGAAAUCAUGGAUAUCGUACUCAGUCCCGGCAAAGCGGAUGUGGACAAUGCCUACCAUGAGGCCUAUGCCGCAGGAAGAGCUGGAGCCAAUUGCUUGGGCUUAUACAGGACCUGUCCUCGGGGUAUCAACUUCCUCGACGGGCUUUUGAUUGCGGAAGAUGAUUGAUUUACUGUGCUCCUGCUCCUGCUCCUGCUGCUUCUUCUGCUGCUGCGGCUGCUACUGCGGAUUGCUGUGGAGUACGGAAGAGAAUGGGGAUCCGCAAUAAAGUUUUCAACCAAA